Molecule: messenger RNA, 2304 nt
Organism: Aplosporella prunicola CBS 121167
Lineage: Eukaryota; Fungi; Ascomycota; Dothideomycetes; Botryosphaeriales; Aplosporellaceae
Exons: 4
Coding region: 1-2304 (767 amino acids)
Biological process (GO): response to oxidative stress
Molecular function (GO): peroxidase activity; heme binding
Source: RefSeq, a predicted model, not a curated record
AUGUACUGGAUCACUUUCGUUUUCCUGGUCCAAGUAUUGUACGUCGGUAGCAUAUUAGCGGUUCCCAUCUGGCCAACUUCCAUUGACGAACUGGAGGAUAUCAUGUUCCUCAACACAGGCUACAGAGCUCGUGGCUUCGCAAAAGCCGUAACACCUUGCUCCGCCGGAGCUGGAGCCGGACGCGUAGCAGCAGCGGAGUUCGUUCGGACGGCCUUCCACGACAUGGCGAACGCAAACGUAUAUUUCCACACCGGAGGCCUGGACGCAUCAAUCGCAUAUGAAACCAACAGACUUGAAAACGUUGGGCAAGCAUUCACUACAACACUCGCAACCUACGAGCCUUUCCUCACUUCAAGAUCAUCGAUGGCCGACAUCAUUUCCAUGGGCGUCUAUACAGCCGUACGUUCUUGUGGUGGCCCCGUGAUUUCUGUCCGAACUGGGAGGAUAGAUGCCAAAGCCGCGGGCACAUCCGGCCAAGUGCCGCUACCCCAAAACGCGAUCGGGAUCUUUAUAAGCCAGUUCGAACGCAUUGGUUUCAACCAGACAGAAAUGAUUUCUCUUGUCGCCUGCGGGCAUACCCUUGGUGGCGUCCAUGCUGGCAACUUUCCGGAAGUUGUACCAGUUGGCACCGCAGCAGAUGAGUUUGCACAGUUUGAUACCGGCGAUGCGUUCGACACGAAUGUUGUGAAAGAGUAUCUUUCCAGUUCUACAGCCAACCCAUUAGUUAUUGGCCCUUCUACGACAAACGGGCGGAACUCCGAUGCGCGCGUCUUUGCGUCAGAUGGAAAUGUUACCAUAACAGCCAUGGUGGAUCCAGAGACUUUCCAGAGCGUCUGCGCGUCCAUGCUACAGAGAAUGAUCGAUGUCGUGCCGACAGGCGUGGCGCUUACAGAUCCAAUCACGCCGUACGAAGUCAAGCCAAACGACCUUCGGUUGGCUUUAAUUUCUGGAGGCGAUACUAUCUCUUUUACUGGUGAAAUCCGUGUCCGGACUACUUCCCGCUCUGUCUCAAGCGUCCAAUUAGUGUACAAAGACCGCGACGGAGGCAACGACUGCGGGAGCUGCUUGAUCAGUACAGAGCUUAAGGGCAAUGCUGCCGGAUUUGACGAUAGUUUUGCGUUUUACGGCUUUUCGGCUGAAAUACUUUCCAGCUCUUCGAUAUCAGCGUUCGACGUGGAGCUUACACUCUCCAGCGGAGAGACUGAGGCUUUCAACAAUGGGGGGGAUAGUUUUCCCGUUCAAGACGAGGUUUUACUGCAGCACUCGCAAAGCUGUCUCAGCACCGACUCUAGCCUGCACGUCGUUGCUGCUGUCCGCAACAGUGUUUCUGCCACAGUCAACUUGGAUCUUACUUUGAAAGUUCCAGCUUCCGGCUCGGUCAUUCCAGUCCUUCAAGCGGAAACAGUGACGAUGGAGAAGGUCUCAACGAUCGGACCAUACGACCUUUAUACUGCUAGUUACGCCCUGGAUCCCACUUUUUCCAAAUCCACAAGAUUUGGUAUAACAGCUGGUUCCAGUGUGGAUAGCUUCAACAGCGCAGGAGACCUAUUAAGUAUUUGUUCUGAUUCGGAACCAGAACCACCGACUUCGAGCAUGUCAACUUCUACAUCUUCCCUUAUCUCGUCAACAACUUCCGCAAUUUCCACUCUUGUGUCAUCGAGUACAUCGCAAACAAGCUCGGAGGAGGUACCAUCUCCGACCUCAACAGCCUACUCCUAUGAAGGUUGCUACACAGACUCCGUCUCAUCACGCACAUUCAACGACGCAGUCUUCUACGACAGCAACAUGACCAUCUCGAAAUGCUCAGAACAGUGCACAAAAUGGGCUUACUUCGGUGUCGAGUAUGGCGAGGAAUGUUACUGCGGAGCAAUAUUUGCCAGCAGCUCAACCAAGGCCUCCGAAAGUGAAUGCAACUUACCCUGCCCUGGGAACAGCGUCGAAAAGUGCGGUGCCGGGGACAGACUAAGUGCUUAUAAGAAUCUGCUCUUAGUGGAUGUGACGAAUCCAGUUAUCCCAGGAUACGCAUACCAGGGUUGUUACAACGACUCGGCUUCGGACAGGGUUCUCGUUGGAAGCUCAACACAGGCUGAUUCACUGACGGUGGAAGGCUGUGCGAGUUUCUGUAAUGCAGCGGCAUACUUUGGUGUUGAGUACGGACGGGAAUGCUAUUGUGGCAGUGAGCUAAAGGCGAGCGCGGUCAAGCAGGCAGAGGGGGAUUGCUCUAUUAUGUGCGCUGGUGAUACGGCGGAGUAUUGUGGAGCUGCGGACAGGAUUGGUGUGUAUAGGAAAGAAGGAUCAGACUGA